CUCACAGUCGGCUUCUCGAUCGCAAGCCGUCCUGUUAGAGGUUUACGUGGCCGUGAUAAAUCGAAUAAAAAGAAAACAAAAAAAAAAAAAAGAAUCGUUUUGGCCAUAUCGAAUAUACAUACAUAUAUAUAUAUAUAUAAACAUAUACAUAUAUAUAAAAUUGAUUUGGUGAUUUAUAAAAAAUGUGAUCAAAGAGGUCUAACGAGAGCACAAAUAAACGAAGAAUUUGAAGUUUAAGUGAAUCUCAACCGAUAUCUGUUCAUCGUCAUCAUCAUCGUUGAUCAACUAACAGAAUAUCGACAGAGUAAAAGAGAGAGAGAGAGAGAGAGAGAGAGAGAGAGAUGACUUUUAAAGUGAUUCAAUGUUUGACAGCGAUGAUCCAGCGUGAUCGAUCGAAAUCAAAGAAGACGCUCGACGAUCCGAGAAAUCGACGAUUUUUCAUUGAUUUUUUCUACUUCGAAAAUUUUUGAAAAAAAUAGAAAAAAGCGUGAGAGAGAGGGAGAAAGAGAGCGUGUAUUUGUAUGUGUUCGUGUGUGUAUAAACAGUACGUAUUUGUAUUCGAGCUCUAAGAGAAAGUUGACGACCGUUUUACUUAUCGGUUGAGUGAUUUUUUUUUUCCUUUUUUUUUUCUCUCUUCUUUUAAUAUUGGCGAUAUCUCUCUCUCUCUCUCUAUUUUUCUUUUCCUCUUUUUUUUCUUUUUUUUUUUUUUUGUUUAUUUCUAUCUUUCCUUUCCUCUUUCGUUCCUGCUACUCACCCGCCUUCUAUUUUCUACGAAAUAUUUCAAUCGUAAUGAAACUAUUGGCGAGAGAUGGACGAAGGUGGGGAGAGAAAUGUUUGAUUUCGAAUUGAUUUUGAUAAGUGAAGUGAAGUGAAGUGAAGUGAAGUGAAGAAGUGAACUAUAGUUCACUUCGAUGAAGGUCAUCGAAGUGAACGAUAUUAAAUAAGAUCUCGUUUUGUUUUUUUUUUUUUUUUCACGUGACCAACCAAUUGGGAUUUAAUAAUCGAACUAUACGAUAUACGAUACGAGGUGUUGACAUUGACGUUUGAAUUGUUGUAAACCAAUGUAGCAGCGAGAUGUUCAAAAGGUGGAAUGUCAUCAUUAUGGCUAUUGGCCUGAUGAUAGGUGUCGGAUGUCAAUUCAGCGACAACACACCACCGGUAAUGUGGUUGGAAAGAAAUUGGGUCCUUCCUGAUUCUGAACCUGUAGGUAGUAUAGUAACGAGAGUACGAGCCGAGGACAAUGAACAGGACGAAUUGACUUAUGGUCUCGAACCACUUGGACAUAGUUAUAAUGGAGACGAUAGUCCUCAACCACCAUUGCCAUUCUAUAUAGACAAUAGUACGGGCACGGUUUUUCUUAAUGAAACUCUCAAAGGACGAGGAGGACAGAACCUGUUCCUUUACGUGACCGUUUCCGACGGUCAACUCACGGCAAAGGCCGAGGUUUACGUUAACAUCAAAAGUACAUCGGCACCUAGCGGAGGGCACACCUGGACGCCGUUUCCAAAUCAACAUGGAUCUGGUGGACGAAUUAGGCCCCCAUUAUUACCAUUGCAUAAUUUACCGAAUUAUCAGAGACCUUCGAUCCCUCAUCAACCAGUAAUAAAUCAACCAUCAUCAUCUACAGUUGAUUCUAAAACAACAAAAUUGCAACCUUCGGAAGGUGGUAAAACAGCUCGCGAGGAUAACUCAGAGAAGUUACCUAAGUAUUCUCAGGAUUUAAUCGAUAGUAAUGAGAUCGAAGCUGCUACGUUAAGUUCCAAGGUCGCCCCAGAGGAAGCAUUACCUUCCCACGAGAUCACGAUGACUUUGAUACCUAUCACCGCGGUUUGUGCUCUUGUUCUUGGCCUUGGAAUGGGCGCCUGGUCUCUCAGGAGCAAGAUAUGUGGUAGCAAAAAGUCGAAGGAAGAUACGAAAGAACAAGCUUCAGUAAGCGUAUCAAAUAUAUCCGACGAUCCGUCACUCGUAUUGAAACGUUGGAGAGGACCAAAGGCUCACAAUAAUAGAUACGAGGCGUGGGAGAAGGAAAAUCAAAAUGGUAUUUUAAACAAGCAAGACGACAAGUGGGAAUUUCCCAGACAUAGAUUGAAGGUAUUCAAUAUCCUCGGAGAGGGUUGUUUCGGUCAAGUUUGGAAAUGCGAAGCAUUGGAUAUCGAUGGUAAAUCUGGUGCAACGAUUGUGGCUGUUAAAACGUUGAAAGAAAAUGCUACCGAAAGGGAAAGGCUCGAUUUGGCACAAGAAUUAAGAGUUAUGAAGAGUUUGGAACCCCAUCCUAAUGUCGUUAGAUUACUCGGUUGUUGUACGGAACGUGAACCAAUGUUCGUUAUUCUCGAAUAUGUAAGUGGUGGAAAACUUCAAAGUUUUCUAAGAGCAUCGAGAGAAGAAAGAAAUCAUGGUAGACCUGGUCUAACUUCGAGAGAUCUUACUGGAUUCGUUUAUCAAAUCGCUAAAGGAAUGGAACAUUUGGCAUCGAAAGGUAUCAUCCAUAGAGAUUUAGCGGCUCGUAAUGUUUUAAUCGAUGAGAAUCGUGCCUGCAAGGUAGCAGAUUUUGGUUUUGCCAGAGACAUGGCCGCCAAUGAGAUUUACGAAAGAAAAUCGGAAGGUAGAUUGCCGAUAAGAUGGAUGGCCCCUGAAAGUUUAUACGAUAAUAUAUUUUCGGUGAAGUCGGAUAUUUGGAGUUUUGGAGUUCUCAUUUGGGAAAUCGUAACGUUAGGAUCUACACCAUAUCCUGGAUUAGCGGCGGCUGAGGUGAUGAGGAGAAUCAAAGAGGGUUACAGAUUGGACAGACCAGAACAUUGCAAACGCGAAUUGUAUAAUAUUAUGUAUUAUUGUUGGGAUAAGGAUCCAGCAUGUAGGCCGUCCUUCACCGAGCUCGUUAGUUUAACAGAAGGAUUAUUACUCGACGAAACUGAUUACAUAGAAUUAGAUAGGUUUCCCGAUCACUCUUAUUACAACGUACUUAAUCUUAGCGGUGAAAAACUCUAAGGAUAAUCAACCAACGAGAUUAGAUUUUUUUACUCGCUAUUUUCUCCAACGUCAAUUUAUUUUCUAUUAUUUUUUUUUUGUUUUUUUUUUAUUUUUUUUUUUUUCAAUUUUUAUUUAUAAUAACUCGUACGAAUGUAAAUAUCAUUCAUUUUAUAUCGCGUUAUUAAAAAAUUUCUCGAUUUUCGAUCAGUUUUAAAAUUGUCUCGCAACUCGUAUCAUCGGACCAUGUAACAAUGUGAUCGUUAUAUUGAUAUUAUUUUUAAUUUUAUAAUGAUCUAUUUAUUCCAAUUAUUAUCGCGUUGUCUAACUAUUAUCGAGCUAGUCAAACGCAUCUGAUCGAUCCUAUUUGUUAAUCGUAUUUUGUUCAAAAAAAAAAAAAAAAAAAAAAAAACGAAAAAGAAAAAAAAGAAGAGAAAAAAAAA
Molecule: messenger RNA, 3407 nt
Organism: Vespa mandarinia (Asian giant hornet)
Lineage: Eukaryota; Metazoa; Arthropoda; Insecta; Hymenoptera; Vespidae
Gene: Cad96Ca
Product: tyrosine kinase receptor Cad96Ca
Biological process (GO): protein phosphorylation; homophilic cell-cell adhesion; cell surface receptor protein tyrosine kinase signaling pathway
Cellular component (GO): signaling receptor complex; plasma membrane
Molecular function (GO): ATP binding; calcium ion binding; transmembrane receptor protein tyrosine kinase activity
Source: RefSeq, a predicted model, not a curated record